Solanum verrucosum is the source of this 1173-nucleotide messenger RNA. RefSeq lists its product as uncharacterized. The record is from RefSeq and is a predicted model, not a curated record. Gene Ontology annotation, cellular component: membrane; EMC complex. The transcript is spliced from 8 exons. NCBI's taxonomy places the organism in Eukaryota, Viridiplantae, Streptophyta, Magnoliopsida, Solanales, Solanaceae. Bases 122 to 865 code for a protein of 247 amino acids. Gene Ontology annotation, biological process: protein folding in endoplasmic reticulum.
CAGCCCAAUAAGAAGAACAAACCAUCUUUCUCCAAAAUUAGCUGAGCAAAAGAUCCGAAGAGAGAAACUCCAAUCCCAAAUUCGAUCGAAAGAGAAAGAGAGAGAUCUAUCGAAGGCGAAAAUGGCGGAAGAUUUGGUAUUGGAUACAGCCAUUAGAGACUGGGUAUUGAUUCCAUUAUCAGUGGUUAUGGUUCUAAUUGGAGUACUUCGUUACUUUGUCUCAAAGCUUAUGAAGGGUUCUUCUCAAAUACCUGAUCCUAAAAUCGUCAAAGAAGGGCAAGUGAUAAUUAGGGCAAGGAAUUUGAGAGCUGGGGCUAAUUAUAUUCCAGCUAAAUCGUUUCGUGCAAGGAAAGCUUAUUACAGCAAUGAGGAAAAUGGAUUACUCCAUGUUCCCAAGGGCCAAGCUGCGAAUCCACAGGCACAAAUGUUCUCUGACCCAAACAUGGCUAUGGAUAUGAUGAAGAAGAAUUUGUCAAUGAUAAUCCCUCAGACUCUUACAUUUGCAUGGGUCAACUUCUUCUUCUCUGGGUUUGUAGCAGCGAAGAUACCUUUUCCAUUAACUCAGAGGUUCAGGGCCAUGUUACAAAAUGGCAUUGAUCUAAGCACAGUUGAUGUCAGUUACGUCAGCAGUCGUUCAUGGUAUUUUCUCAAUCUGUUCGGAUUAAGGGGUUUGUUCAGCCUCAUUCUCGGAGAAGAAAAUGCAACUGAUGAUACUCAACGCAUGAUGCAAAUGAGCGGAUUUGGUAUGGACCCCAGCAAGACUUUGGGAGCAGAAAAGGACGGAUUAGACAUUGUUCAGCAUGAUUGGGUGCUACCUAAAUUCGAGCAGCGAGCUGAAUCAGUCUUGCGGAAACUUGUGAAAUGAGGAUCUGCGUUGGCGUUAUUUCGUAUUUGGAUAUGCAGCAUUUUGCUUGCUGAUCGAGCUUCUUCUCGAUGCAUGUGGUCAUCGUUGCUGAAGACGGUAUACAUUGUUCAAAAGCCAAGAUGCUUGUCAUAGUAACUUUUGUUUUCUCUUUACCGAAGUUGGUGAAUUUGCUGCCACUUUCAUGUAGUAAUAGUUUUGAAAUUUCUCCAACUCUAUAAUUUUGGAUGCAAGUUAGUAACUGUAAGCUUUGAUGAAUUAACCAUUUUGGUUGUGAUUUAUGAUAUUUUCCUACUAGAGACCACAUUGAA